CAACACCAUGCUUAGAACUAUUUCAAUUCUGGCUCUGCUAGUUUUUAGUAUAGCCACUAUGGCAGACGCGAAGCCGAUUUUCAUCAAAGUUUUUGCACCCAAUAGUGGCUACUCCACUGGCAGUACACCGACGGUCUCACCGAUCAACACCCAGCUGAUUUCCAGUCUCAUCUCCACCAAGAUUCAGCUGUUAAACAGCGUGCUGCAGGCUAAGUCCUCGGGCGGUGGCUUUGGGUUCGGUUUCAGUAAGUUCGUCGCCUUCUCCAGCACCACAAGCACGACGGAGAGACCGGUAACACACUCCACCACUGAGGUAAACACAGACUAUUAUCCGGAUGAAAGCUCCACAAGUUCUACUCAAACCAUCUACUCGACAACCAUAGAAAGUGCUGUCGAAACGCCGAAGCCCACAGUACAUCCCGAACCGCCAUUCUUAACAAGCACGACGCCUGUGAUCCCGGUCGAGAGCACCACAGGGAUUCCGGAGAUCCCCAGUACGACAAGAGCAACCGCUGGUUAUACCUAUCAGACUCCCUUGUCCAGCACUGCAACUAACUCACUGAAUUCAUUUUACCUGCCCGCCUCUCUUGCCUCAGCUUAA
Drosophila serrata is the source of this 601-nucleotide messenger RNA. RefSeq lists its product as uncharacterized. NCBI's taxonomy places the organism in Eukaryota, Metazoa, Arthropoda, Insecta, Diptera, Drosophilidae. The record is from RefSeq and is a predicted model, not a curated record.